AUGGGUUUGACCAACAGCAGCACUCUAGUUGUGUGUCAAGAACCUGACAUUGAAAACUGGGACCACCUUCCACCCUGCAACAAGUACCUCUGCCCAUUGCUGCACACAUGCAUUGUCAUCCCAGUGACAGCUAUUUGCUUGGUCUUGCUGGUGCUGGGUGUAAUUGGCAAUGUCUUGACUGUGAUUGUAACAAGCUGCUCUCAAGAGCUACACAACACUACCAGUUUAUAUCUGGGCAGUUUGGCUGUCUCUGACCUGUUGAUGCUCCUCCUGGGUCUACCCAUGGAUCUGUACCGUUUGUGGCGCUUCCAGCCAUGGGUGCUGGGCACUGUGCUGUGCCGUGUGUGGCACUGGUCAAGUGAAGCAUGUGCCUACUGUUCCAUCCUGCAUCUGACAGCCCUGACAGCUGAGCGCUAUCUGGCCAUUUGCUUCCCGCUGCGGGCUAAGGUCCUGGUGACCCAACAGCGGGUAAAAGCCCUGCUGGUAGUGCUCUGGGCUGUGGCACUGCUCUCUGCUGCACCUUACCUAUUCCUUAUGGGAGUCCGACAGGCUGGCAACCUUUCCAGUGAUGAUGAUUUCAGCCGUCAAUGUGGCCCUACUUUGUACGCCCAACAGUCAGGGCUGUUGGAGACAAUGCUCUGGGUCACCACCAGCUACUUCAUUCUCCCCUUCUUCUGUCUCUACAUUCUCCACAGCUUGAUUGCUAGAGAACUUUUGUCUGUUGGCAAAACACAUCUUGGUGUGGCUUCAUACCGGAACCAUCAGCAAACAGUGCGCAUGUUGGUUAUCCUGGUUCUGGCAUUCCUCAUUUGCUGGUUGCCCUUCCAUGUUGGCCGGAUCAUGUAUAUCAACGCAAAGAAUUUCAAGAUGAUGCUCUUCACUCAGUAUUUUAAUGUUUUUGCGUUGCAGCUUUUCUACUUGAGUGCUGCUAUCAACCCAAUCCUUUACAAUCUUGUCUCAAAGAAAUACAGGGCAGCAUUGUUCAAGUUGCUGGUAACCAAAAAGCAACCAGAACGGGCUUCAACUAUUACGAGAGAGACAGCUGGCUACCUAGAGAUUACUGGAUAA
Messenger RNA from Thamnophis elegans (Western terrestrial garter snake), 1068 nucleotides. RefSeq names its product motilin receptor (gene MLNR). Gene Ontology annotation, molecular function: G protein-coupled peptide receptor activity. Gene Ontology annotation, biological process: G protein-coupled receptor signaling pathway. The record is from RefSeq and is a predicted model, not a curated record. The transcript has 2 exons. Lineage: Eukaryota; Metazoa; Chordata; Lepidosauria; Squamata; Natricidae. The coding region runs from base 1 to 1068 and encodes 355 amino acids. Gene Ontology annotation, cellular component: plasma membrane.